GUAUAAAGUAGCAGCUCCACUUAAACCACCAUCUCCGAAAUCAACUGGAUUUUGUCACCAAACUUCCCUCCCUGCAAUUAUUUAAUUUCACACACACUCAACGCUGAACUCAAAAAGCUCCAGUCUUUUGAGACUUCUUCCUUCCUUCCUUGCUUCCUUCCUUCCCAGUUGACUACAAAGUUAAUCAAUGUAUCAUCCGCCUAAUUACGGUCCCAGCAACUCCAAACGCAGUUACACAGAGAUUGAGGGUGUUGAUUUCGAUGACCCCGUCUUCUCAAAUCCCGACCUUUUCCCUCUCAGCUACUCUCACCGCCCCGCUACCGCCGCCAUUGGCAUUUCCCCACCACACCCAGCAACCGCGGCCACUCCCCGAGACGAUUGCCCACAACCGCAACUGCACGUGCCUCUGCCUCCGCGGGUGCAGCAAAAACUGAACAGUAUAUGUGGGGAGAAACAGCAGCCGCUGCCGGACGCCGAGUUGAGAAGGAAGCUGGGAUUGCUGGGGGAGGAGAAGGCACUGGAACUCCUUGGUGACAUUAACAACAUCAGCACCCUCAGUGGAUGCAUUUGGUUCUUGCUCCACCAUGAAAAGUACCAAUGUACCCCUCAUCCUCCUUCUCCUUCCCCUUCCCCUUCCAAGUCUGGCCCUGCUGCUUCUCCGCUUCUUCACAGCCCGUCUCCUGCUUCUCAAAUCACUCCUGGUCGUCAAGGGAGUACUAGUGGAGGACAGAUGCAAUUGCAUACCUAUUUCGCUGCAGCUCCUUCAAAAUCUGUACGCGCAUCUCUUUUUCAAGGCCCAUCAUCUGCUCCUAUCACUCCUGUUCGUCAAGAGCAACCUGCAGAUCGUGGAGGAAGAGAGAGGCCAUUGUAUUCCUCCUAUCCCUCGGAUUCUCCUUCGAAAGCUGCCCGUACUUCUCUCUUUCAAGGCCCGUCUUCUGCUUCUACUUCUAAGUCUUCUCUCACUCCGGUUCGACUCUUUCAAGACCAACCAAGACACGAUGGGCAGGCACAAUUAGAAGCUCUAGGCGAACUUGAAUUCAGGAGACAGUUUCUGAUAUUAAAUUACGCCGGAGGAAUGAAGUUAGAAGAUGUUCUAGCACCAGAGACUAUUAGAAGUUGGAAAGAUAUGCCGAUGCAGCAGUUUGAGAACACAAUUUGGGAAACUUUGGGUAGGAAAUAUGCUCGCAAGGAAAACCGACAAUGCACUUUGGAUUGGGAGUCUGGAAAAUCAUACGUCUACCAUUGUGAAGUCGCUGUGGAUGGGAGCUACAAUUUUAAGGGCCCCUAUCUACACACCGCAAAAAGAACUCUCCUACAGAAAGUUUUAGGAGACGACAGCAUUUUAGUGGUGAAAUUUGCCGAUGUGAAGGAUACCAGGAAGCAGAGGGACCUUUAUGCUGACUAUAGCAAGGUCGCUAGAGAAGGGAUUCUUGUUGGUUUGCGCCGAUAUUGUUUCUUUGUGUUCAAAGAUGGUGGCAAUAAAGAAAAGAAAAAAAGCCCGACUUCAUCACCUGUGAAGUGUUACUUUAUCCGUGUGGACUCUAGUGCCGCGAUUGACAGGGGAGAAGAUUAUAAAAUAUCUAAUAAAACGAUUCAUGAAGCAAGAUGCAUUUUCAUGCAUCCACAUACUGUGUCCACCGUGAGCAACUACAUGAUUAGGUUUUCACUCAUUUUGUCUAAGACAGAGAGCUUAGAAGUAAAAGAUUGGUCUCUUGUGAGGGUUGAUGACAUUGAUGAUGAGUAUUGUCUGGAUGCAUACGAUAAUCGUAUCUAUAGAGACGGCAAGCCUCUUAUACAUUCAGAUGGAACUGGAUUCAUAUCUGAGGAUUUGGCGUCACUUUGUCCGAAAGAAUUACUGAAAAAAGAGUUCAGCAAUGAAUACUUUGAGCCUUUGCUCAUGCAGAUCCGACUUUUCUACAAGGGCCGUGCUGUGAAGGGAACCUUUCUGGUCAAUAAAAAACUACCACAAAAAACGAUCCAGAUUCGACCAUCAAUGAUUAAAGUUGAGACAGAUCGACAGAUGCUGGAUGGUCAAACAGUGAAUUCGUUGGAUAGUUGGAGUAAGUACAAAGCCUAGGAAUACAAAAUUUUCGAGGAAUUUAAUAGCCCUUCUAUGCCAUGGAGGGGUGCCGAAAGAUUAUUUCAUGGAGUUACUGAUGAAAGAUCUGGAAAAUACUCAUGGUGUUUUCUGCAAUAGGCGUGCAGCAGCCAAACUUGCCUUUAGCUACGGCGGGAUGGAUGAUGACUA
Malus domestica (apple) is the source of this 2248-nucleotide messenger RNA. Its product is annotated as probable RNA-dependent RNA polymerase 5. Gene Ontology annotation, cellular component: nuclear RNA-directed RNA polymerase complex. Gene Ontology annotation, biological process: siRNA processing. The record is from RefSeq and is a predicted model, not a curated record. Lineage: Eukaryota; Viridiplantae; Streptophyta; Magnoliopsida; Rosales; Rosaceae. Gene Ontology annotation, molecular function: RNA-directed RNA polymerase activity.